AUGCAAUACAAGAAAUUCGCUGCUGCUACCGUCGCUUCCCUAGCUGCCACUGUCUCUGCUGAAGGUUACACCCCAGGUGAUGUUUGGUCAACUUUGACUCCAUCCGGUACUUACAAGGGUGCUUACACUGACUAUACCUCUACCUUUGGUAUUGCUGUUCAACCAAUCGCUUCAUCUUCUUCUACUUCUGUUGCUAAGAGAGCUGUUUCUCAAAUUGGUGAUGGUCAAAUUCAAGCUCCUACUACCACUACAACUACUGUCCAAAAGACUACUGCUGCCGCUGUUUCUCAAAUUACUGAUGGUCAAGUUCAAGCUACCACCAAGACCACCACCACCGUUCAAAAGACUACUCAAGCUGCUGUUUCUCAAAUUACUGAUGGUCAAGUUCAAGCUACCACCAAGACCACUACCACCGUUCAAAAGACUACCCAAGCUGCUGUCUCUCAAAUAGGUGACGGUCAAAUCCAAGCUACUACUGCCAAGAACACUGAAGCUGCUAUUUCUCAAAUUGGUGACGGUCAAGUUCAAGCUACUACCGCCAAGAACACUGAAGCUGCUGCUUCUCAAAUCACAGAUGGUCAAAUCCAAGCUUCUACUAGAGUUACCUCUACCUUAGAACCAGCCUCUGGCUCUUCAUCUGCUUCUUCUGCAUCUGCUUCUUCUACUGGUCCAUUGGAAAUCAACAACGUUUCAUGUGGUACCAACAGUACUUUAUCCAUGACUUUGAAGGGUGGUAUCUUGACUGACUCCAAUGGUAGAAUUGGUUCCGUUGUUGCUAACAGACAAUUCCAAUUCGAUGGUCCACCACCACAAGCUGGUGCCAUCUAUGCUGCUGGUUGGUUCAUCACCCCAGAAGGUAACUUGGCUAUUGGUUCUAACGAUGUUUUCUACCAAUGUUUGUCUGGUAACUUUCACAACUUAUACGAAGAAUCUAUCGGUACUCAAUGUGCCCCAGUCCCUUUGGAAAUUGUCUCUUUGGUCAAUGUUAACAUACAGGUUAUGGGGAAACAUUUAAUAUUGGUCUGGUUAGAAUAA
This is a messenger RNA of Vanderwaltozyma polyspora DSM 70294, 1035 nucleotides long. RefSeq lists its product as uncharacterized. Gene Ontology annotation, molecular function: structural constituent of cell wall. The record is from RefSeq and is a predicted model, not a curated record. Bases 1 to 1035 code for a protein of 344 amino acids. The transcript has a single exon. Lineage: Eukaryota; Fungi; Ascomycota; Saccharomycetes; Saccharomycetales; Saccharomycetaceae. Gene Ontology annotation, biological process: fungal-type cell wall organization. Gene Ontology annotation, cellular component: fungal-type cell wall.